Messenger RNA from Suricata suricatta (meerkat), 3137 nucleotides. It is a transcript of the gene NELFCD, whose product is annotated as negative elongation factor complex member C/D. Gene Ontology annotation, molecular function: RNA binding. Gene Ontology annotation, biological process: negative regulation of transcription elongation by RNA polymerase II. Gene Ontology annotation, cellular component: NELF complex; nucleus. The record is from RefSeq and is a predicted model, not a curated record. The transcript is spliced from 15 exons. Bases 985 to 2742 code for a protein of 585 amino acids. NCBI's taxonomy places the organism in Eukaryota, Metazoa, Chordata, Mammalia, Carnivora, Herpestidae.
CCGCCCCGAAAGCCGGGUUGGAAAAUCCGAACUGGAAGCACCAGCUCUGCCAGCGUAGCCCAAGCUUAUUCUAAUCUGAAAACCCACCGGAAGUGCUUGUUUAACAUGCAGCUUCUCCCCUGGAGACGGAUAGGUUGGCCUGGAGGGGCGCCUGGCCUUUUGCGGUUUAGCAAGAGUCCAGUAAGGUGUGGGAAAUACUGAGCAUUUGGAAGGAAGGAAGCAUGGAGUGGGGCGCAGGUGGUUGAAAGGGGCAGGGGUGCAAGGAGGGCUUCCAGCCGAGGCCCAGAGAGUCGAACACAGGUGCUGUGUUUGGUGGAGCACCUGUCUGGUGCUCUGGUGAGCUGUGUGCUGGACGCAGAGGCACCAGGUCUGGGGGGAGCCGGUUCUGCAGGGUCUUUGAUGGCUGCUGAGAAGUGUGACUUGUUCAAGAGUUUGGGGCAGGGAGUGACACCACGUGAUUCGCGCUUGGAGGCUCGGAGGGGAGUAGAUGGAGGCAGCUUCAGCCGAGAGCCUGUGCUCCCCGUGCUUGCUCGCAUUGUCUCACCCCACUCGAGAGAUUGUGAGCUGCGGGUUACCCUGGUCCUUUUGUAAAGGAAGAAAGUGAACCAAAAGACGGAGUGAUCCGCUCGAGGUCUCAGAACCAGUAAAGGAAGGGCUGGGGGUCCAACCCAGGUCCUCUGUGGCCAUCGCCACUUUAUCAAACUGCCGGACAACCAACGUGAUGCAAAUGAGCCUCGGGGUGGCUUUGUUUCCAGCGUCCUGUUCAAAAUGUCAUAGUACUUGACACUCUGAGCCUUCAAGUCAUAAUGGUACAACUGAGGCAUCUCCACAGGCCGUUUAACCCUCUUUGAUAGCCCAGUGCAGACCGCCAGGAAUGGAAGAGCCAAGCCCAGACCCCACUGACAGGAGGCUGGGGAGCCUCAUGUUUGGGGAACUUCAGUCGUGAUCCCCAUUCGGCCCACUGACCCUAAUAGGCUCUCAGUGAUGAGACGGGUGGACCGGAUGUUCCCUUCGGAUCAUUCUGACUGCUUGGAGGAGGAAGAGGAAGUCAAAAAGCAGGAGGAGGAUUACGGAGAGGGGGAAGACGACGCGGAGGUCCAGCAGGAAUGCCUCCACAAGUUCUCCACCCGGGACUAUAUAAUGGAGCCCUCCAUCUUCAACACGCUGAAGAGGUAUUUUCAGGCAGGAGGGUCUCCGGAGAACGUGAUCCAGCUGCUCUCAGAGAACUACACGGCCGUGGCCCAGACCGUCAACCUGCUGGCUGAGUGGCUCAUCCAGACAGGUGUUGAACCGGUGCAAGUUCAGGAAACUGUGGAAAAUCACCUGAAGAGUUUAUUGAUCAAACAUUUUGACCCCCGCAAAGCAGAUUCUAUUUUUACCGAAGAAGGAGAGACCCCCGCGUGGCUCGAACAGAUGAUUGCACACACCACGUGGAGGGAUCUCUUUUACAAACUGGCCGAAGCCCAUCCAGACUGCCUGAUGCUGAACUUCACGGUCAAGCUGAUUUCCGACGCAGGGUACCAGGGAGAGAUAACCAGCGUGUCCACAGCCUGCCAGCAGCUGGAAGUGUUCUCCAGAGUGCUCCGCACCUCUCUGGCCACCAUUUUGGAUGGAGGAGAAGAAAACCUUGAGAAAAAUCUCCCUGAGUUUGCCAAAAUGGUGUGUCACGGGGAGCACACGUACCUGCUCGCCCAGGCCGUGAUGUCCGUGCUGGCCCAGGAGGAGCAGGGCGGGUCCGCCGUGCGCAGGAUCGCGCAGGAGGUGCAGCGCUUCGCCCAGGAGAAAGGCCAUGAUGCCAGUCAGAUCACACUUGCCCUGGGCACAGCCGCCUCCUACCCCAGGGCUUGCCAGGCCCUUGGGGCCAUGUUAUCCAAAGGAGCCCUGAAUCCGGCCGACAUCACAGUCCUCUUCAAGAUGUUCACGAGCAUGGACCCACCUCCUGUUGAACUUAUCCGGGUGCCGGCCUUCCUGGGCCUGUUCAUGCAGUCGCUCUUUAAACCGGGGGCCAGGAUCAACCAGGACCACAAGCACAAGUACAUCCACAUCCUGGCGUACGCUGCCAGCGUGGUCGAGACCUGGAAGAAGAACAAGCGUGUGGGCAUCAACAAGGACGAGCUGAAGUCGACGUCGAAAGCCGUGGAGACCGUCCACAAUCUGUGCUGUAACGAGAACAAAGGGGCCUCGGAACUGGUGGCCGAGCUCAGCACGCUUUAUCAGUGCAUUCGGUUCCCCGUGGUGGCCAUGGGGGUGCUGAAGUGGGUGGACUGGACCGUGUCAGAGCCGAGGUACUUCCAGCUGCAGACGGACCACACCCCGGUGCACCUGGCCCUGCUGGACGAGAUCAGCACCUGCCACCAGCUCCUGCACCCGCAGGUCCUGCAGCUGCUCGUGAAGCUCUUUGAGACGGAGCACUCCCAGCUGGACGUGAUGGAGCAGCUUGAGCUGAAGAAGACCCUGUUGGACAGGAUGGUUCACCUGCUGAGUCGAGGUUAUGUACUUCCUGUUGUCAGUUACAUCCGAAAGUGUCUGGAGAAGCUGGACACUGACAUUUCACUCAUUCGCUAUUUUGUAACUGAGGUGCUGGACGUGAUUGCCCCUCCGUACACCUCUGACUUCGUGCAGCUCUUCCUCCCCAUCUUGGAGAACGACAGCAUCGCGGGCACCAUUAAGACAGAGGGCGAGCACGACCCCGUGACGGAAUUUAUAGCUCACUGCAAGUCUAACUUCAUCCUGGUGAACUAACACGGCGCGCACCCUCCAGAGCCGGCACGGAACGUUCCGGGACCAGCUGUGGGAAAGCCCUGACAGAAGCCAUUGCUCGAGGCCGGGCGGCCAUCUGGGAGCUAGGCCCCGGCGGGAGGAGGCGAUGCCUGUUUGCAGGGCCACUACCACAGGUGGCCCCUCUCCUAGGAGCUCGCGCUGCCCCCAGACCCUGCUGACCAUGGUCACUUCCCCCGCGAAGGAACUGGUCCCUCCCACGGGUCACUGGGGGCUCAGGACCGAGACUCGGAGAUGAACUACCUUCCGAGGUCACUUUUCUCACGAGAACCAGUUGGUUGAUACUUAUUGUCAUUGUCUUAAUUUUCCAAGAACCAAUUAAAGGGUUUUUCUGCUGCGUGUGGCAGGUGUAGACCAGG